This is a messenger RNA of Fusarium mangiferae, 588 nucleotides long. RefSeq lists its product as uncharacterized. The transcript has 2 exons. The coding region runs from base 1 to 588 and encodes 195 amino acids. NCBI's taxonomy places the organism in Eukaryota, Fungi, Ascomycota, Sordariomycetes, Hypocreales, Nectriaceae. The record is from RefSeq and is a predicted model, not a curated record.
AUGGGCAGCUCUUAUAUUGAGGGAGCAGCUAUCACCAUCCAGCCACUAUCACAAGUUUCACGGAUCGACUAUGACAGUGAUGUGUUUCGGCAGUUUGAAACUUGCAGAGAAUCUGUAAAUGGACAGCUCAGGAAAUAUUUUCAGGCUAUCGGACAUGAAGAGAGUCGCGAUCAUCUUCCAGGCCUUUAUGCCAGACCUCGUCCUCUCCGAGGAUCAGAAGCAGAUCAGAGGGCCAGACUCUCACAAACCAACGCUAUACAUAAUCUCAUCAAGCUCGACGACAUUCUUGGACAGAUCAAACAACAGGAGCGGCCUUACAUCAGUGCUGUAUCUCCCGUCAUUGUUGCAUGGACGGCAUUUUGGUUCACCUUGUCAUACGUCACCUCGCUAGGCGAUCUAUCUGUUCUUUUCAUGACCGGGGCUGUUUCGGGAGCUUUAGCUAUUGCUGCUCAGCUGGUUCGAAAGUUUCUGCAGUUGAGGAAGAUUACUCCUUUGCAGCACAAGGUGCGAGGACUGGUUCGAGCGUUCAAGAAUGGGACAAUAAGGUAUAGGGAUUCGGAGGAAGUCAUGAUUUCGUCGUUAAAUUAG